This is a messenger RNA of Physella acuta, 5258 nucleotides long. RefSeq names its product UDP-glucuronic acid decarboxylase 1. Gene Ontology annotation, cellular component: cytoplasm. Gene Ontology annotation, biological process: D-xylose metabolic process. Lineage: Eukaryota; Metazoa; Mollusca; Gastropoda; Physidae. Gene Ontology annotation, molecular function: NAD+ binding; UDP-glucuronate decarboxylase activity. The record is from RefSeq and is a predicted model, not a curated record.
UAUCGACUGGGUUGAACAGGUGAAAACAGUUUUACACGUCGCACUGGAAUUUAAUCACUUAGACUGGACUGAUCACAGUUUAUUAGAUCUGAAGUGAUAUUGGAGGAAAUCAUCUGUAAUCUAAAUUAGAUGUAAUGUCGACCUAAAAAGGAAUGCCCUUUCGCAUACCUAUUCGUAUGAUACUAAAAAGAAGAAUGCUAGGCGUAUGUGCUGUAGUGAUUUUAAUUUUGAUUGGUGUGUACCAGGCCUUGCCAUCAGCAGCAAAUACCAGGUUUGGACGCAGCUUGAAUAAUGAGCAGGAGACAGAGAAACUUAAAGAGUUAGAAGGCAAGAUCCGAUCUCUGGAGCUUGGAAAAAAAACUUAUCCAGAGGUCAAAUUUCUUACAUACAAAGAUAGGAAAAGAAUUUUGAUAACUGGAGGGGCUGGUUUUGUUGGCUCCCACCUAGUUGACCGUCUGAUGAUGCAGGGUCAUGAGGUCACGGUGGUGGACAACUUCUUCACUGGGCGCAAGAGAAAUGUCGAGCAUUGGAUUGGUCAUGAAAAUUUUGAACUUCUCCAUCAUGACAUUGUGAACCCACUUUAUAUUGAAGUGGACCAGAUUUACCAUUUAGCAUCACCAGCCUCACCCCCCAACUAUAUGUACAACCCUAUCAAGACCUUAAAAACCAAUACAUUGGGAACCAUCAACAUGUUAGGUUUAGCAAAGAGGGUGAGAGCUAGACUUCUGCUUGCAUCAACUUCUGAAGUGUAUGGUGAUCCAGAGCUCCACCCACAGAAUGAGGACUACUGGGGGCAUGUCAAUCCCAUAGGCCCUCGGGCUUGCUAUGAUGAAGGCAAGAGAGUUGCUGAAACAAUGUGUUAUGCGUAUGAGAAACAGGAAAACAUUGAGGUGAGAGUGGCCCGAAUCUUCAACACGUUUGGUCCCAGGAUGCAUAUGAAUGACGGCCGUGUUGUCAGCAACUUUAUCCUGCAAGCUCUGCAGAAUGAGUCUAUUACAGUUUAUGGCGAGGGUGAACAAACCAGGUCAUUUCAGUAUGUGAGUGACCUUGUGGACGGCCUGAUGGCGCUGAUGAAUUCCAACUAUUCUCUGCCAAUCAAUCUAGGCAACCCAGAGGAACACACCAUCAUGGAGUUUGCUAGAAUUAUCCAGUCUUUAGUAGGUGGUGAUAGUAAAGUUAUAAAGAAAACAGCAAUGGAAGAUGAUCCACAAAGAAGGAAGCCUGAUAUAACUAGAGCUAUGAAAUUCCUGGGCUGGCGUCCUAAGGUUCCUCUUAUGGUGGGUCUCAAUAAAACAAUUGAAUAUUUCCAAAACGAACUGCGACGAUCACGCCACAGUGAGAGGAACUUUCAUAUGCCAGAUACAUUGCAGUUUUAAAUCUUGUAUUGUGAUUGGUUUAUUUUGGAUGAUUGAAAUGAGCCUACUACAGUUUCGUGCUUCUUGUGGUGUUAUGUUUGUGCUGUCUGACAUUACGUGUAUUGAUUAUGUUUAAUUUAUUCAAACCAAAUAGUUGUGAUCACACAGUGAUUGAAUUAAGCCUUACAUUUUGUGUAUAGCUACAGGAGAACAACAUUGCAAUACUGUUGAACUUACAACAUUCAUAUAUUUUUUAGACUAUUUUUACAUGCAACAUUCUGUUCAUUCAGUUUAUUUGUUAAUUUUUAGUUACGUAGGUUUUUUAUUUUGAUUACACUUUUUAUGAUAAACUUGAAAUGAACUUGCUGCAUAGUCAAAAAGUCUAUUCUUUUUCACCCUAUUCAUUUAUGGAUGAAUUUUUUUAUAAAGCUCAUGUAAUACAACACAUGUGUAAAUGAUGAUUGAAUUGUAGCUUCAAAUGUAGAAUGUUUCAUACAAACUGCUGGCUCUAAUGUGUAAUAAUAUCAACUGUGAUUUUAUGUGUGUGAGAUAAAUGCAUUUUAUGUGUGCACAAGCGAGGAAAGUUGAUUAGAACUACAACAGAGUGCUAUUUAAAAUAUUUUGAUACAUCUUAAAUUAUACUGAGAAGUUUAAGCAGAAAAUUGAAAUUUUCUUUCAACUACAGCAUGUGUGCAUAAUGAUUUUAAUUUGCUCAACAGCUGUUCAUUUUGUUGAAGAAUGCUGCUGCUUCAUGUAAUUGUAAAAUUUGUGAUUUUGUUUUCCAUCUGUUCUGGUUAUCAAAAAGACUUUUUUUUUUUAGUUGAGUCCUAAUAGUCCCAGUAAAAAAAAACUUUGUAGUGCUUAAAUUAUCUAGUUGACAUAUCACAACACAUACAAUGAAAAGGUUUGUGUAAUGCUAAGAUAGAUCCUGCAGCUUCCAAUAUAGAAACGGGUAUAAAUUAACUGCAUCGGUGAAGAAAUCCUUACAAAUGUUUUUAUGGACCAUUUUGAUCCCUUAUUUAUCUCUUUUAAAAUUAAUUAGUGUUGAGUAAAUAGAUAUUUUUUUAUUGUAAAUUGAAAAAGUUAAUAGUUGCACAUAUUUAUAGUUGUUUUUCUUUGUAAUGGCAAAAAUGAAUAUGGUAGCUAUUUUUGUUUUUUGUUGAUACCAUGAAAAGGCUAUUGUGAUUGUUUUACUCUGCUUCUACUGUCUGUACUGCUAAUAACGCAUGUGAACUAGCCAGAAUCAAGUUCUGUAAACUUUAUCAUAUGGAUUGAGUUUGGCUGGAAUAGCUUGUUCUUGAAUAAUGAAAGAAUAGUAAUCAAAGUUUUUUUUAUACAAUUUUUUUUUUAAAUUUCAUCUUCUCAUUUUAAAUAUGAUUUAAAAAAGUUAAGUUUGUAUUGAACAACUUCAACAGCUUCAUCCUAUUAUUGAGUUUGUUAAAUCCAUUUUUUUGCCAGUAGUAGAUGUUAAAUGCUCUACUUAUCUCACAUACUUACUACCUUGCCUUGAAAGGUGCAUCACCUGGCAACCUCUAUCUGAUUUUGUUGGUUCUUCACUUUGUUCUGACUUUCUCUGUGAUGCAUCUCUAGAUAUGUUUUUGUUUCUCUCCCUUGAAAUUUGUCUCUUAUGUAGAGAAGAUAGAUUUGUCACCACUAGUUUCAUUCAUUGGUUUCAUUCAGUCCCCCAGCCUUCAUUAGCCUUGUCUAAUUUUUUACUGUCUCAGAGGUUGUAUGUCUGUUGUUCAGUUAAAGAUUUACUUGAAUUAUCUUCUAAUAACACUUUUCAUAAUUUUUUAAAAAGUGAUGUAAAAUGAAAACUCCAGGAAAUUUUUUAAUCACCUUCAAUUUAAAUAAAUAUUUUCAUUGUUAGAAAAUCUGUCACAAAUUUUUGUCCAAACCACCUAUAAUUCAUCUUAAUCGAGUUUUAGAUAGAGAGCUCUAGAGUAAAAUUUCAACCCAUGCCAAAUUUGGUUUCCUAGUCAUCAUGUCGUAAGAUAAGUAACAAAUAAAAUCUACAGAUACAUUUAAAAAUUUAUGUGUAGCAAUUUGAUGCUCAUUCUGAAUUCUCUGCAUUUUCAUUUUUUACUUAAUUUUUGUUUUUCUAUGUAUAAAAUGUUCUUGUAUAUGCUUCCUACUUUAAUAUUGGAAGUGUGACCUGCAAAUUUUGAAAUUUAAGUUAACAGGAUAGUUGUAUAUGUAUAACGUUUUCAAUUCAUUCCAAGCAUACAAAUUUCUUAAUUUUAAAAAUAUUUUAACAAUUCUUUUCUGGUACUUUUUGUUAACUUGGAAAAAUUGCUUUUUGUUUUAGAAGUGAUUGGAUUGUUUGACUUUUGCUGUAACUAAUUAUUAAUACUUUUUUAAAAUCGUUGUUAAAAAUUUACAAAACUAAUUGUAUACACUUUACUCUUUUGUACUGCCAAAAAAUAUAUUUACUUCUGUGAAAUAUAAUUUUAUUAACAGGAAUAAUCUGAUUUUUUCCCCCCCCCCAGACUUUCUAUUUGCUUCAGUAAUUGGUUUAGCUUCCUAAGAGAGCUAAUUUUUUUUAAGCUAAAUAUAGGACAAAUAUUUGAUAAUUAUUUAUUGAUGAAAAAUAUUUUCUUAGCAAUAUUAUUAUAUUGUGUACCUGUCAUUAUAAAACCAGAUGAUUCACAAUGUAGUGAUGAAAUGUUAAUGUAAACUUUUUUUAUACAUGUACUGAAUGUUUAGUGAUAAUUGCUCCCCGUAUUCUAAAAAAAAAUUGACAUUUUUUUGGUUAAUGUUACUUUACCACAGAUUAUACACACAUUAUAUGACAUAAGCAUAGACAUUUUUUAUUACAUCUUACAAAAUACUUUUAUGCUUGCCAAAAAAAAACCUCAUUUAGGUUACGUUAAAGUUUUAUAUUCUACUUUAAUGCAAAACUUUGAGGUUAUCUGUUUAAACCUAAGGACGAACAAUAAAUGCACCAUUUUGGUUAAGUCACACAUUUAAAUUCUGCUUAUGUUGGAAACAUUUCAAAAGCUGAAUUUGUUGAAGAAGAAGAAAAAAAGAAUCAAAAGUGGUGUUUAACUCCACCCAUACCCAACAUAUCAUAAAAUAAAUCACCCUCUCCCCCAUACUUGUCCUAUAGUAAGUGCAUGAUCUUUUAGUUUAAACUGUUUAAUAGUCAAUGAUUUAUUUGCAACUUCUUACCAAUAUGAUAGGAGAUUGUGCUAGUAUUAAUGUGAGUACAAAUGUAAAGUUUAGUUGAGGUACAUUCCUUUUAAUUUUGUAUUUUAAGUUUGAACCCUGAUCCCAUGUAAUACGUAAAGGUAAUUGGUUGUUCAUUUUCUCUCAAGUUUUUGUCAGCCCUGAGAGAAUGUUCAAGAAUUUACAAACUCGUAGUUUGUGACAAACUCGUAGUUUGUAUGUGUAACUGUCAUUGUUUGACUGAGAAUUUUUAGUUUUUUUCACAGUAGUUCAGCUAAAAUAAUUUUGAGACAGAUCCUGAAACAGAAUUUACAUUAAAUAAAAUUCCAGAUGUUUUAUUCUACAAUGCAACAACAGUUUAAGGUGACUGUUUGUGAUAAUCUUUAUUGACUGCAUUCCAGAAGACUAUAGUAAAAAAUACUAUAACUCCCCAUCUCCUUAAUGCUUACAAAAAAUUGUGAAGAUAUGGAGUGCAUAUCAGUCUUAAAAUUUGUGAAUCAAUAGAAAUUGUAAAAUGUGUGAUUUCAUGUUGCAAUUAAAAUGUUUUUUUUUUAUUAUUAAUUAAUCUUUGUAGAUUGCUUUUUAAGAAUAUUUUAACUGUUUUGGCAAUGUUCAAUUUUUAAUUUUUAUCCUUUUAUUUCUUCAUCAAAUGGAAUGGUUAGUUUUUGUAUCACUGUUCAUUCACCAUGUUAGAAAUUACCAAUUUGUUAUGUAAAUAAUAUCAGAAUACAUUUU